AUGAAUUUUGUGUUGAGGUGUGACAUUUUUCAAAAGAACAAAGCUGAUUUGGCAGCUUACCCAGGGUUGUUACAGCCUCUGCCUAUGCCAGAUGUAGUGUGGUCUCAAAUUAGUAUGUAUUUUAUUGAUGGUUUACCUUCUUCAAAGGGUUAUGAAGUUAUUUUGGUGGUGGUGGGUAGGUUGAGUAAAUAUGGAGUUCAGUUGAACACUUCUUCAGCUUAUCAUCCUCAAUCUAAUGGUCAGAUUGAGAUGUGGAUCAGCAGAGAAUUAAACUUACAAUUGCUCAAACACCACUUGAUGAGAGCUCAAUUGAGGAUGAAACAGGAUGCUGAUAACCAUAGAAGUGGUAGAAGUUUUGAGGUAUCUGCGAAAUAUUAUGGUCCUUUCCAAGUUCUUAAGAGAGUGGGUCCUGUAGCUUACACACUCAUACUUCCUGAGUCUGUAAAAAUCCAUCCAACUGUUCAUAUGUCCUUACUGAAAAGAUGUCAUGAAGUACCCUCACAAAUCACUUACCCUCCUAUUAUUGACAUUGCUCAUCCACAUUAUCCUACUUCUGAAGCUAUUAUUCAAAGUAGAAUGGUCAAAAGGGGCAAUAAGGAUGUUGCUCAGGUCCUAGUGCAGUGGAGUGGUUUACCUGCUGAUAAAGCUAGUUGGAAGUUUUACAAUGCACUUAUAUUCAGGUUUCCUCAGUUUGAUCUUUGA
Lycium barbarum (goji berry) is the source of this 702-nucleotide messenger RNA. RefSeq lists its product as uncharacterized. NCBI's taxonomy places the organism in Eukaryota, Viridiplantae, Streptophyta, Magnoliopsida, Solanales, Solanaceae. The transcript is spliced from 4 exons. The coding region runs from base 1 to 702 and encodes 233 amino acids. The record is from RefSeq and is a predicted model, not a curated record.